AUGAGUGAACGUCCAAAUUCACUACCGGAGCCUAUCCCCGGCCGGCUUCGGGGUAAAAUCGCUCUGAUCACAGGCGCCGCGGGGAACAUUGGCUAUGAGACAGCGCGCCGGUUUCUGCUCGAAGGCGCCAAGGUCGCUCUCGUUGACAUUGAUGCCACGAAACUAAGCGACGCCGAGAAGAAAUUGCACGAUGCUGUGCCUGAGGCUGCUGCGACUGGCGACAAAAAAACAUUGGCCAUCAAGGCCGAUGUGACGGCGGAAGAAGACGUGAAAAAGUAUGUAGAUGAGACUGUUGCCCAUUUCGGUGGAUUAGAUGUUGCUUUUCUCUCUGCUGGCAUGUCUUAUUCGGCCACGAGUAUUCUCGAUACGGAAGUGGAUCUGUGGGAUAAGGUUAUCAAUGUGAAUACGCGGUCUGCUUUCCUAGGCGUCAAGCACGCUGGACGCGCCAUGCGCGAUGCUGGGAAAGGAGGAAGUAUUGUGCUCGCAUCGUCCAUCGCCGGCCUGCGUGCAACACCAGGUCUUGUGGCCUAUUCAAGUGCCAAAUACUCGCUGCGCGGUCUAUGUCUCACGGCAGCAGCAGAGCUGGGUCAGUACAAAAUACGGGUAAACACGGUUCAUCCAUGCGGCGUCAACACGCCCAUGUUCCAGGCAGCAUGGCCACCGGAGAGAAUGAAGCAGAUGCUGUCAACCGUACCAUUAGCCCGGUGGGCAGAGGUUGAGGAUGUGGCAGCUCUGGUGUCAUUCCUUGCCAGUGAUGAUGCUCAAUUUUUGACUGGCGGCGCACUUAAAGUCGAUGGAGGUAUCGUUUCAUCUUAA
This is a messenger RNA of Talaromyces rugulosus, 816 nucleotides long. RefSeq lists its product as uncharacterized. The record is from RefSeq and is a predicted model, not a curated record. The transcript is spliced from 2 exons. Lineage: Eukaryota; Fungi; Ascomycota; Eurotiomycetes; Eurotiales; Trichocomaceae. Gene Ontology annotation, molecular function: oxidoreductase activity. The coding region runs from base 1 to 816 and encodes 271 amino acids.